GGAGGCGGGGCAUUCAUUAUCAGCCGGAACGUAAACAGCGAUAAAAAUGUUUAAAUCACACAGUGUUAAUUAGAGCCGAAAACAAAAUCAAUGCGCCUGUGGACGCGGACGGCUAGAGAUCGUAAGCGCGUGAACGCGGAUUAAUAUUUAACUCAACGGCCGGCUCAAAUAGGAAUAAUUAAUAUAUAUUAGUGCGUGAGAACGCGUGAGUUGUGAUUUCCGAGUGAACGAAUCACGAAGCAAAGCGGAUAAACAAAAGCCAUAAAAAACAGAAUCGCACGAGAACACCGAAAAUCUCUUGUCUGUGAAUCCGGUGAUUAGCUUGAAGAUUUAAAGAGGUAAUCCCAGCGGUCUCACUGGGCCGCCAUGGACGACGAGUUCAAGCUCUGCUGGAAGAACUUCCAGGACAAUAUAGCCAGCGGCUUCCAAAAUCUCUACGACCGCGGCGACCUGGUGGAUGUGACACUGGCCUGCGAUGGAAAGCUGCUCCACGCCCACAAGAUUGUGCUGGCCAUAUGCAGUCCCUACUUCCAGGAGAUCUUUACCACGAAUCCCUGCAAGCAUCCCAUUAUCAUACUCAAAGAUGUGAGCUUCAACAUAAUGCUGGAACUGCUGGAGUUCAUGUACCAGGGCGUGGUGAACGUGAAGCACACGGAGCUGCAGUCCUUCAUGAAGAUCGGGCAGCUGCUGCAGAUCAAGGGCCUGGCCACCAACUCCUCGCCAGGAUCGAGUGCCUCGGACAAGUCCGCCAGCCAGACCCAGGCGGAGGAGUCCCCCAACAGCAAUAGCAAUAACAGCAAUACACCCCAGGCACACAGCAAUCACAACUCUAGCGUUAAUAGCAAUAACAAUAGCAAGUCGGAAGCGGAUCACAAUGACACCAAGGGCCAAAGCCACUCCAGGACCACCUCGCCAGGUGGAGCGAGCAGAGCCUCCAACGAGGGCAGCCACCCAUACUCGUCCGGCAAGCGCCCGCUGCCCUCGGACUUUGGCAGCGAUGCUCUGUCCAUCUACUCCGGCAAGCAGCUGAGACGAUCGCUGAAGGACCACGGAUCCAGCGGGAAUGAGGGUGGCGGCGGCGGUGAAAAUUCCGAUAAUGGAGCUGCUUUAGAAAACAGCUUGAAUUCCGAGGAGUUCUUCCUGCCGCCCAUUCCGCACAUCUCGAUGGUGGAGCCGCGUUACGAUCUCGGCGGGCUGAAGCGCGAGUCGGAGAAUACGCACCAUGGACCCUCUUCCGGCGGUGCCGGCAGCUCCGGCAGUGUUGGCAGCCUCACCUCCUCGGCCUCCUCCUCGACGGGGAUGCGCAAUCCCUUCGGACCGCCCUUCAAUAUGGAGAACUACAACUUCUACAAAAGCAGCAAUAGUGGCGGAGCCAGCGGCAGCUCAAGCAGUGCAACCGGUCCCGGAUCAUCCAUUAACAACAAUGGAGCUGCAGGACUCGGCUCCGGUACCGAAUACCCCAACGAGCUGUACAUGCCCAACGAUUACUCCAAGAACUUUGCCAACCACAUGGACAUUCCACAAAACGGCAGCAACAUGGUGAUGCUGUCCACCACAUCGCUGCUCCACGGCAACUGCGUAUUCAACCGCAACAACACGGUGGCCACGCAGCAGGGCAUGAAGACCUACUGGCUGUGCAAGUCCUACCGGAUCAGCAUGUGCCGGGCGCGCUGCAUCACCCACCUGGGCAGGAUCAUCUCGGCGACGGGAGUGCACAAUCAUGCGCCGCAUAUGCGUGCCGGCCAGGGAUCGGGAGGAGCGCCAGCCACAAGUGCUGCCACCUCGAGUGGAAAUCAGAGUCUCAAUUCUGCGGCUCCCAAUCAUAGCCAGACGGGUUACCCGCUUUCGGAGGCUUCGCAUCACCUGGGAUCUGAACUGCAGCACGGCAGUCGAGUGAGCAACAUGUUUGCCAACCAGACACCGCCACCACCACCACCUCCGCCGCCCGCCACUGCAGGAUCGCAUCACCCGCACCACCACCACCAUCACCUGGGGCAGCCGCUGCCGAAUCUGUUAGUGCAGCACCAUCCUGCGGCGCCAGCCCACAUGGAGCCAAGUCUAAUGCACAACCCGAAUCUAAUGCAUCUGCAACCGCAGUCCCACCACCACCAGCAGCAACACUCGCCCCACAAUCCGGCAGCUCCUCCGGCGCAGCAACACCACAUGGAAAUGGGCGGUGGAUCUGGGCCAGUGCUCCUCUCGCCGGCCCAGCUGCAGCAGAGUCCGCAGUCCAAUCGGAGUAGCCACUCCCUGCACGCGCAGAGUCCGCCGCCAGGGGCAGAGGAGCAACCGGCGCAACAGACGACCCAGCAGGAGACCGCCAGCGGUGAUGGAACUCCUGAUCCCAGCACCGCCCACGUGAUCAACUCGAUUACGAUAUCGCCGAGCAGCAGGCACAGCUUUAAGAUGGAGAACAUGUAAGCCUGUCGCAGAAGGAGGAGGAGUAACUUAUUUUCGUCUAGUUAGAGUUUUAGUAGAAAAUUGAAUUGGAAUUUAAUUCGAAAAGGCGAGUAAUAAUGUACAUAGUUUGUUUACUUUGAUAAAAAUAAUGCGAACCGAUAAACCAAAAGAAAAAUUA
This is a messenger RNA of Drosophila bipectinata, 2578 nucleotides long. RefSeq names its product protein abrupt. Lineage: Eukaryota; Metazoa; Arthropoda; Insecta; Diptera; Drosophilidae. Gene Ontology annotation, cellular component: nucleus. Gene Ontology annotation, molecular function: protein binding. The record is from RefSeq and is a predicted model, not a curated record. Gene Ontology annotation, biological process: regulation of transcription by RNA polymerase II.